Radiomyces spectabilis is the source of this 1006-nucleotide messenger RNA. RefSeq lists its product as uncharacterized. The record is from RefSeq and is a predicted model, not a curated record. The transcript has 7 exons. The coding region runs from base 1 to 837 and encodes 278 amino acids. NCBI's taxonomy places the organism in Eukaryota, Fungi, Mucoromycota, Mucoromycetes, Mucorales, Radiomycetaceae.
AUGGACGCCGAAGCAGGCCGCAUUCUCAUCCGCCUAGCUCACGAUCAGCCCUUCUAUGAUAAUAUUGACAACACACCAUUAACACUUAAAUUGGCCGAUGACGAUAAUAUCAGCAGCAGUAGCUCGGAAGGAAGCACUGUUAGCAACAACAACAGUCAUUCCAUGUCUAUCAGCAGCUUACUGGACGCACAUUCUCCUUCAACCCCUGCAUUGGUAUCUCCGCCAAACAGUGCGUUAACAGGCAUUCCUAAACGGUCGAGAUCUUCUGAAUAUUCCAAUCCUGUGACCACAGAAAAAAAUGAGUCGUCUGCCACACCAGGGCAUUUUUCAUCCAAACGAAAAUGGCAAUCGCCUUUUGAACCGCAUGGCCAAUCAACGACAGUAUCGGAGGGCUAUCCUGAUGAUAGCUAUCCCAGAAAACGAUAUCAAACCGAUUCCCUUCUUUCGGGGAAAGACUCAUAUACCGAAGCUUAUCAAGAGCGCUCACAUAGUCCGUUGCAAUUGACCCCAUCUUAUGCAACACGUGAUUCAGCACCUUCCGCCGCCAAUCAGAACACUGUUUAUAACCAUUUGCCGGGAGUCUAUAACCGAGAUAUGAUCGCUUCUGAAUACCAGUCCUCGAUUUCUCCUAAUCAUCCUACAUCCUCCAUACCACCGGAAAGACCAUGGUAUUCAUCCACCUCGCUUCCCACUGCACCAGCCGAUCCUUCAGCUAGCUCCAUCAUGGCUCGACCACUGACUGCCUUCUUAUGGAAUGAUGCUUCUUCCAUGAAUCAUACCAAACGACGUGAAACGACCACCAUGUUACCCCCUCUUGCUUUGGCCCCCUUGCACUGAUCGUAUCCUAUAUCCCGUCACCGUUACAGCGAGCCCAAAAGCAGAAAAAUGACAAAAAUCAAACUAUUGUUUAAAAAACAGAUUCUCUGAAAUACCUUUCAUGUACAGUGCCCUGGCAAAAUCCCGUGAACAAAAUAGGGCAAUCGACCUUUUAAAAGAUUUGCAAUUU